CGCGCACGUACCAACAGCAACGGCUGGACCGUUGAACUUCGAAGUGGAAGAGGAAAGACUGGACCGAGAAGUUAUAGCUAACCUAGUUUACUCAGUAACAGCGGUUGCGCUGAUAAUAGUGGGAUAUCUGGAUCUUUUCUGUCUUCGGUAUCUGUAUGCACUGGAAUACGGAGCUCCUGUUUUGUUUGUGACCGUCUACUGAAAACUUUGGAACCCUCAACAAGUUUGGAGCGGCUGUGAAACACUAACUUUUAGUAGCUGUCUCGCUUGAAUAUGGAGAGUUUUUCUUCCCUACCAUGCCGGUGAUAUGCUCAGCACUUCUCUCAAGAUAGUUCACUGCUGUACCACCUCUGGAUCCUAGUCAAGCUGCAGUGAAGACAGCUGCAUUUUUCCAGUUUCCUCUGAAUCUCGAAGAGGUACAGUAAUACCAUCUUAAUUGCUAACACUUUAAAAUUAAAAUUUGUUAAUUCUCCAAUGUUAGGCUGGCCUGUAUUCUGCAUUAUAGCAAAUAAAGUAGUUAGCUGUCUAAUGAGGUGCAACGAUUAACAAAAUUAAUUUUGAUGGGGAUGAUUGUUGACCUGAUCCAACUAACAACAGAUUCAUUUAACAUUGUUCUCCUCUACGAUGAACAGAGUGAAGCUCUGUGUUGAAAUUCUAAACAAUUCAGAUACUUUACAGAAUUUUGAAUGGAUAUAGACAAAACCUAGAGACACAUCAGCUUUUUGUGUGUGCUUUAAAAAUGAUGGUGUCAUUCUAGUAGGAGCAGUGUUGCAGGGCUCCUGUAUCUCACCCUGCACACAGUCUCUGAAUUAAUGAUGGGAGUCCUACUUCAGCAGCCAAGCGCCAAACUACACACUGGUUUGCAGACAGCGUAAAGGUACCCCAGCAUGCUGUUAUUGAUAAGGGAAGGACGAUGUAGUCUGUAAAAUGACUAAUUCCCACCUGUAAGUCUGAAGAUCACAUGGUGGAUUAUGAUACUUGGAGGUAAUAUUAGCGUAUAAUUGUGGAUUUUGUUUUGCUAAUGAUGGCUGAACCAUGCACUAAUAAGAUGAAAUGUGUAGUUUGCUGUUAAGUAAAUAGACCCAUAAACGAUAGCAGCUAAUGGCUGAAGUCCAGGGAAGAAAUUCAGAGAAAAACCUUCAUGCUAAUCCUGACUGAGACUGAGAAUCAGCAUAAGCAUGAUCUUAAAUAAGGAAAUGUAGUAUAAAAAGUAAAACAGUCCUUCAGUCAUUCAUAUCCAUGUACCAAAGGGGAUGGGGAGGGGUGGACUGCUCUAAGAUUGCAUGGGCAAUGAAAAUGAAUUUUCAUAGUUGUUUAUGGCGUAUGCUUGUGGUUGUACAUCUUUCUUUUCUUUGUAUUUUAGUGCUUAGACAUCAAAUGACCUUUUAAAGGUGAUAUAUUGAAUUAGUGUAAAUGAUAGUAUGCUUGUGGCCUUGUCGCUUGGAGUUCAUGGAAAAACCUAUUGAUCACUAUCACAGCAAACUGUGUAGCAAACCGACCUCAAGGUGACAGUGUAUUCUUUGUAUUGUCUGUUUUGCUUCGCUGUAAUUUAAGGCCAGUGUAGUUUGCUUUUGCAUAGUGAUGUUUGGAUGUUUGGGAAGGAAAACAGUACUUUUACUUUGGAUUUGUUUGCAUUUAUUACACCUACAUCCUGCUUUUUGUUUUUGUGUCCUAUUCAUUCUUUGUGUUUUUUAUUUUCUUUAUUCCUCUGUGUUUUUUAUUUUCAGUAAGUGUGGAGUAUGUGGGCCAGUUGUUGUAACUGGUUCUGCUUGGACUCGUCCAACAUGGAGGAAAGCAGUACAAUUAGAACUAACUCGCGCCACCAGGCGUAUACCAACUCUGGCUACAGUAGCUACCCAUCUCCCCCACCCCCAGACCACACCUGCAUGGGCUGCGGAGGACGCUUUGACACUUUGGCCAGGAAGCAUAUAUGUGUGGACUGCAAGAAGAGUUUUUGUGGCCGCUGCUCUGCUCAGUCAGCGCCCCUUUCACGGCUAUGCCAUACCUGCCAUCGUUUCCAUGGCACCAUGUUCGAACGAGCGGAGCUAAUGAAACUAAAAGUAAAGGACUUGCGGGACUACCUACACUUGCAUGAAGUUCCCACACAAAUGUGCAGGGAGAAGGAGGAACUCGUUGACCUGGUCCUCGGCCAACACACACCUACCUCUGACACCUCCACACCAACUCAGACACAUGAUCACACACAGCCAUCUGAGCAGGAAGCCCCCUCUGUACCAACCCCAGCUACUGUGCAGCCCCAUGCAGGGAACAGUGUUACAACAGAUAUGGCUUCACAGUCACACACAGCAGUGGAUGAACAGAGCCCAUCUGUAGCAGAGGAACCAGUUCAUAUUGAAGUGGACACAGAGCUUCAGGGGGAACAGGAGUCCCAGUCAUCAGACUCUGAGGAGGUCUUGCCCUCUGGUCGACGGGCAUCUUUGUCAGACCUAGGGUCUGUGGAGGACAUUGAGGCUCUGAGUGUGCGCCAAUUAAAGGAAAUCUUGGCAAGGAACUUUGUCAACUACAAAGGCUGCUGUGAAAAAUGGGAACUGAUGGAGCGAGUCACACGCCUAUAUCAUGACCAGAAGGACCUGCAGAACCUAGUUUCUAAUACCGGUGAUGGAACAGACACAACAGGUAGACCUAGUGUGGAAGAAAACUUGUGCAAGAUCUGCAUGGACUCGCCAAUUGACUGUGUGCUGCUGGAAUGUGGACAUAUGGUCACAUGCACAAAAUGCGGCAAGCUCAUGAACGAAUGCCCCAUCUGCAGACAGUACGUGGUUCGGGCUGUGCACGUUUUCCGAUCCUGAACCAGUGCUUGUUAAACUGGGAGCAGAAAUAAAGUCGUGUGUGUGUGUGUGUGUGUGUGUGUGUAUAUAUAUAUA
This is a messenger RNA of Colossoma macropomum (tambaqui), 2885 nucleotides long. It is a transcript of the gene rffl, whose product is annotated as ring finger and FYVE-like domain containing E3 ubiquitin protein ligase. The coding region runs from base 1740 to 2810 and encodes 356 amino acids. Gene Ontology annotation, biological process: proteasome-mediated ubiquitin-dependent protein catabolic process; negative regulation of extrinsic apoptotic signaling pathway via death domain receptors; protein K48-linked ubiquitination. Lineage: Eukaryota; Metazoa; Chordata; Actinopteri; Characiformes; Serrasalmidae. The transcript has 8 exons. The record is from RefSeq and is a predicted model, not a curated record. Gene Ontology annotation, cellular component: cytoplasm; plasma membrane. Gene Ontology annotation, molecular function: ubiquitin protein ligase activity; metal ion binding.